AUGAAGUCACAACCAAGUCGCCAACAAGGGGCAUUACCUGGAAAGCCAGAGCAAAAUCCCAAGGAAACUAUGAAAGCAAUCACCCUACGGAGUGGUAAACAGUUAUCUCCAAGAAUUCUCACCAAGGAUGGUGAAAAGCAAGGUGGGGAGGUGGCUAUCAACAUUGAUGAUGAGGAGGUGGUGAUUGUAGAUGAGAAGGUUGAUGAAGAGAUUCUAGAAAAGAUUGUUGAAGCUAAGGGUAAAGGAAAGGUUGGAGAAGAGAAGAGGACAGUGAAACAUGGUGAAACUGCUAUUCCAACAAAGGACUCCUCUUUUGUUCCUCCUCCCUAUGAGCCAAAGCUACCAUUCCCUAGAAGAUUCAAAAGACAGCUAUUGGAGAAGUACAAGGCACUCUUUGAGAAACAAAUGAGUGAAGUUCAUAUCACAAUGCCCAUCAUUGAUGCUUUUAUGCUGGUUCCUCAAUACAGCAAAUUCUUGAAAGAUGCUGUAGCUGCAAAGAAGAAAGAGAUGGAGGGCAUGAUGAUCCUUACCCACGAGUGCAGUGCCACUAUCCAGAGGUUAGAUGUUCCAAGGAAGCUAGUGGAUCCAGGAUGUUUCACCUUACCUUGUGCUCUAGGACCUAUGGUAUUUGAACAGUGUCUUUGCGAUCUUGGGGCUAGUGUCAGCUUGAUGCAUUUGUCUAUUGCAAAGAAGCUUGGCUUUACUCAAUACAAGAAGUGUAAACUCUCUUUGGUGUUGGCUGAUAGAUCAGUGAAGAUUCAUGUAGGUAUUUUAGAAGACCUCCCCUUGAUGGUUGGUAACUUUGAGAUCCCUACUGAUUUUGUUGUGUUGGAGAUGGGGGAGGAAGCCCAAGACCCUUUGAUCCUUGGAAGACCAUUUUUAGCCACAGCAGGAGCUAUUGUGAAUCCAACCAUCCAGAACCAAGUUUUCUACAUUGAUGAAAUGGAUGCUCUAGCUGAUGAGCUUCUAGAGGAGUUGGCACUUGAAGACUCUCUACAGCAUGCUUUAACAAUCGAGAGAGAAGUCCAAGUGAUUGAGAACAAGGAAAGUGAUGUGUAUGUGAAGAUGCUGGAUUCUCACAAGGGGAUUAGUGGUGAGGGUCAGAAUGAGGAGCUUACAUAUGAGGCUCACCAUGCUUCCUCGGCCACUCAACAAGAGAACAACCAAGAGGAUGAUUGGAGUGAACUCAAAGCACCAAAAGUGGAGCUUAAACCUCUUCCCCAUAGUGUAAGGUACGCCUUCCUUGGCCCUAAUGAAACUUACCCUGUCAUAGUGAGUAGUGAGCUUAGUGAAGAUGAAUUGUCUAAACUUUUGAAUGAACUUAAAAAGUAUAGAAAGGCAAUAGGCUACUCAUUAUAUUAA
This is a messenger RNA of Brassica napus (rape), 1362 nucleotides long. RefSeq lists its product as uncharacterized. The transcript is spliced from 2 exons. Bases 1 to 1362 code for a protein of 453 amino acids. NCBI's taxonomy places the organism in Eukaryota, Viridiplantae, Streptophyta, Magnoliopsida, Brassicales, Brassicaceae. The record is from RefSeq and is a predicted model, not a curated record.